AUGUCGCGUGACUCGAGCAGCGCCGCUGGACCAUCGAGGCCUCGGUCACCAGCUCCCUCCGCUUCUGGCAGCGAGAGCGGGAGCGAGGAGGGUGGAUUUGGCCUGUCCGACUUAAUCCCGGAACCCGAAUCUCCGCUACGCGCACCGUACUCAUUCGCUACUUAUGAUGUGCCGGACGAUAUCCAGCUACCUAUAGCUGAGGGAAGGAGCAAUCUGAUAGUGCGGCUAGUCAGCACGCAUCCGUUAUGGGCGCAUCAUCUGUGGAACACUUCCCGAGUGCUUUCAAGCUUCCUACUCCGGAAUCCGUCGAUCGUGAAGUCUAAACGUAUCCUCGAGCUCGGAGCUGGCGCUGGACUACCUAGUAUCGUGUCUGCCCUGAGCGGGGCGCAGCGGGUAGUAGUGACGGACUACCCAGAGGAGGAGUCGAUACGGAAUAUGGCGUAUAAUCUGGAUAUCAAUAUGGAAGGGGCGGUCCGCGAGUCAGCCGUGGCUGCUGGACAUGUAUGGGGAGGAGAUGUCAAGUCAUUGAGAGACAUACUUGCCGGGUCUGGAGCAGAGAGGUCAGAUACCUUUGACGAGCCGACGUAUGACCUAUUGCUCUUGAGCGAUCUGGUGUUCAACCACUCUCAACAUCCCGCCUUGGUCAGCACCGUCAACGCCCUCCUCACACAAGAUAUAUCAGCACUCUCAUCACCUUCCGAGCCCUUCCCCACACCAUCCAUCCUCGUCUUUACGACGCACCACCGCCCGCACCUUGCCGAAGCCGACCUGGCAUUCUUCCCGCUGCUCGCCCAGUCUGGCGAUGGCUGGGCAUACCAGCAGAUUGUGUCUGAGUAUGCGGGACCGAUGUUCCCUGAAGAUCCAGGAGAGGAGGUCGUCAGGGGGACUGUCAAGGGGUGGCGGUGUUGGCGGGUCGGGCCGGGGGAGGAGGCAGGGGAGAGGGAGAGUCUGGUUGAGUAG
Messenger RNA from Dioszegia hungarica, 960 nucleotides. Its product is annotated as putative nicotinamide N-methyltransferase. The record is from RefSeq and is a predicted model, not a curated record. Gene Ontology annotation, biological process: peptidyl-lysine dimethylation. Lineage: Eukaryota; Fungi; Basidiomycota; Tremellomycetes; Tremellales; Bulleribasidiaceae. Gene Ontology annotation, molecular function: protein-lysine N-methyltransferase activity. Bases 1 to 960 code for a protein of 319 amino acids. The transcript has 5 exons.